AUGGCGCAGGGGCAGGAGUCGUCGACGCAGGCCGCCGCAGCGCCAGCGCUGUGCUCGAACGGCUGCGGGUUCUACGGCAGCGCGGCGACCAAGAACAUGUGCUCCAAGUGCUACCUGGAGCACCUCAAGGCCACCGACACGGCCGCCCCCGCCGCCGAGGGGAAGACGAAGAUCAAGGCGGACGUGGCCAGCCUCGCCUUCAACCUCAAGACGUCGCUGAGCCUGCAGGACUCCGCCGCCGCCGUCGCCGAGGCACCGGCGGCCGAGGCGCCGGCGAAGAAGGCGGCGACGACCAGGUGCAUGGCGUGCAAGAAGAAGGUCAGGCUGCUGGGGUUCGCGUGCCGCUGCGGCGGCACCUUCUGCUCGCUGCACCGCUACGUGGACGGGCACGCGUGCGACUUCGACUACAAGAAGGUCGACCGCGAGAAGAUCGCCCAGCAGAACCCUCUGAUCACGCCGUCCAAGAUCGACAAGAUUUGAAGGCAGAAGGAGUUGAAAAACAUGCAGAGUUUUUUCUAGGGACAAUGUAAGUUUUAGUUUACUCGUUGCCUUUACUAUCUCUCCUCUUUAGAUCUUUCCCGUACGCACUAGCCUCUCAAGUUGAAGAGAGUCGAUGUUGAUCUUUCCUGUUCGUAGUCAUGUAUUCAUACGGAUUGGUCGUUAGU
Messenger RNA from Triticum dicoccoides, 665 nucleotides. Its product is annotated as zinc finger A20 and AN1 domain-containing stress-associated protein 12-like. NCBI's taxonomy places the organism in Eukaryota, Viridiplantae, Streptophyta, Magnoliopsida, Poales, Poaceae. Gene Ontology annotation, molecular function: zinc ion binding; DNA binding. The coding region runs from base 1 to 480 and encodes 159 amino acids. The record is from RefSeq and is a predicted model, not a curated record. The transcript has a single exon.